Messenger RNA from Melospiza melodia melodia, 2698 nucleotides. RefSeq names its product arf-GAP with dual PH domain-containing protein 1-like. The coding region runs from base 140 to 1276 and encodes 378 amino acids. The transcript is spliced from 12 exons. Gene Ontology annotation, cellular component: cytoplasm; plasma membrane; intracellular membrane-bounded organelle. NCBI's taxonomy places the organism in Eukaryota, Metazoa, Chordata, Aves, Passeriformes, Passerellidae. Gene Ontology annotation, biological process: positive regulation of GTPase activity. The record is from RefSeq and is a predicted model, not a curated record. Gene Ontology annotation, molecular function: phosphatidylinositol-3,4,5-trisphosphate binding; phosphatidylinositol bisphosphate binding; GTPase activator activity.
GCCUCACGCACAGUCUGGGUGCACUUCAGCCUCCAGCCUCUGCCUCCGCCUGUGCUCAGCCGGCUCAGGUGCAUAAGGUGCGGGUAGCUGCCCUCCUGGCCCUGUCGUGCCCUGCCUGGAGGGAUACCAUUCUGAGGCGAUGGCUGCAGGGAACGAGCGGAGCAUGAAGGCCCUGAAGGAAGUGUGGAAAAGAGCAGAGAACUCUUUGUGUGCGGACUGCGGGAAGCCAGAUCCUGACUGGGCAUCCUCUACUUUGGGUGUCUUUAUAUGCCUCAGCUGUUCAGGAAUUCACCGCAACAUCCCUAGCAUCAGCAAAGUCAAAUCCCUGAAGAUGGACUACUGGGAUGAUGCUCAGGUGCAGUUUCUGGCCAAGCAUGGGAAUGCUGUGACUAAAGCCAUAUAUGAAGCUCACAUCCCUAUUUACUAUUACCAGCCAACCUACCAUGACUGCCAAGUCCUGAGAGAACAGUGGAUACGGGCCAAAUAUGAACGCAAAGAAUUUACUGAGCCGGGAAAACAGCUCCCAUAUUCUGAUGGGGUGAAGGAAGGCAUCCUUUGGAAGCGAGGCCGAGACAACGGGCAGUUCCUACCCCGCAAGUUCCUCUUGUCUGAGAGAGAGGGAUGUCUGAAGUAUUUCACCAAGCAGGAUGCCAAAGAACCCAAAAUCAACAUUAAAAUAGAUGUAAUCAAUGCUACAUUCCAGCCAGAGAAGAUUGGGAACCCCAAUGGCCUGCAGAUCACCUAUCUCAAAGACAAUAAGACCCGGAAUAUAUUUGUCUACCAUGAAAGUGGAAAGGAGGUAGUGGACUGGUUCAAUGCCAUCCGCUCAGUGCAGUUCCAUUACCUGAAGGUGGCAUUUCCCAUUGCCAGCGAUAAUGAGAUCAAAAAUCGUCUGACCAGAAACUUCUUGAAGGAGGGAUACAUGGAGAAGACUGGUCCCAAGCAGAGAGAGGCCUUUAAGAAGCGCUGGUUCACGCUGGAUCACCGCAGGCUGAUGUACUUCAAGGAUCCUCUGGAUGCCUUUGCUAAGGGUGAGGUGUUUGUGGGCAGUGGAGAGAAUGGAUACAGUGUCCAGAAGGGAUUGCCUUCGGGGACACAGGGCAACUUCUCUUGGCACUACGGCAUCACCAUUGUCACCCCUGACCGGGAAUACCUCUUCACCUGCGAGACAGAGACUGACCAGCUGGAGUGGGUCAGAGCCUUCACUAGUGUCAUCAACCAGGCCAUGACACCACAGGAAUAUGCAAUUGAAGCCUACUUCAAGUUUAAAUCCUAGGAAGCCAUGCAGGAAUCUCACUAUGACUCAACUCUACCUGGUCCUAUUGGGUGGCUGUCAGGACAGGAGAGGAGAUUGACAUCAGAGAAACACAGUGCUCUUGGAGCACCCUUUGAAGCACUUUUGCCCCCAUAGGAUAUCCACUUUGUUUUGAGGGCCUGAUUAAGCUGCUUCUUUUCAAGUGCAAGAUUUUGUGCGUCUGAAUCCUCAGUACAACCUGUCCCUGUUAAAUUGCUGUCAUGUGGCUGGAUGCUGACAGGUCUUGCCUGUCGGUCAGGCCUUGAAAACUUUGGCACUUACUAUGUUGGACGUGAGACCCAGCAUCACUCCUGCAUGAAACUGCAGACAGGCACCCACCUGAUGCAAGAAAAGAGCUGCCUGGCUGGAGCCAGGCACCACAGCGGGUUACAGGGACUGCUGGACUAAAAGAGCCUGUUCCUUUACAAGAAAUACCAUAUCUGCGGGUGACAGAGAUGUGAAACAUCUAGAUAUUUGACCAGUUAGUGCAAUGGUUGAGAAAGGUCACUUAAAAAUGUAACCUAAACAGCCAGAUGUGAGGCUUGUUUCCUUCUGCCAUGUAUGGGUUUGAAAGCUUCUUCAGAUGACAAUUGUGUGCAGAUCUUCCACCAAAUGCUUCAGAGAAGAUUAAGAGAUCAUAUCAAAAAUAAUGUGGAUAUACAUUUGGGUAUGUGGAUAAAUAAUGUGGAUAUACAUUUGUGUAUGUGGAUAAUGUGCAUGCACACACAUAACAAAAAGUGAUGGAGGUGGAAUACUGCCCUAGGGAAGAUACUGUGAGGGAUUUUCAUGCCACUGAAGAUCAGCUGCCCAACUUGAGUCUCUAUCAGACCAAUGGAGAGGGGCUGGGUCUUGCAGAGCUGAUAAAGUGUAUAGAGUUCAGAGUCUGCUGUCUCUACUAGAGCCUAGGGUUGAUGCUGAAUAUGGUAAUACAUGGAUCUCUUCUCCCUCGUUCCCUGUAUGUCAAAGGCCUGGCACUUUCAUUCUGACCUGCACAUUGCAUAUGUUUAUCUUGUCCAUCACACAUACAUAUCUGUAUGUUCAUGUUCUCUUAGUAAGAGUUAGCCUAAAACACAAUAUCAACCCAUGAUUCAUGUCUUAAAGCUCAUUUCUUGAAGCUCUCUUGGGAGAGCUGUGCUACACAUGCUGGGAGGAGUAGCUGAGUUCUGCUGGUGACUGUAGUACCUGAUGUGUUUGCAGUUUUAUCAGGCAGUGUGAGAGAAGGUAUCUCAUGUGUUAAGGGGAGCUAAAUGGAAUCAAUGAGACCACCAGUAUUUUAAUUAGCUCCUAAAGAAAUAAUUUAAAAAUAUCAUUGUAAUUUAUUUUAACGUCUUAAAUUAGCUGACAUGUUAACUGCUGAGGUAUGAGGUUGUUUCUUGGAAAAAAGUACAGACGAUCAAACAAAAA